UCUGUGACAAUAAGCUUGUAAUUGAAAUCUAGCGUUAGCACUCCUGCUACAACCAGGCGGUCGAUGUGUUGUUGCUACGGUUGCUAGUGGCAUUUCCCCUCCCCACACACACACUGUUCAGUGGUGGUAUGCGAUUUUAAAUGGUCAAAUGUACAGAGGCACAUCAAGAUAGAGAGCCAAGGAUGUCUCAUUACACAGACGAGCCUCGCUUCACCAUCGAGCAGAUCGACCUGCUCCAGAGGCUGCGGCGUACGGGCAUGACCAAGCAGGAGAUCCUCCACGCCCUGGACACCCUAGAUCGACUGGACCGUGAGCACGGGGCCAAGUUUGGACAUCGCACCUCCUACGGGGGAGGAGCAAGCAGCUCUGUGUCAGACCCUAAUUGCACCACCUCCAACAACACUGCAGCCACCACCUCCUCGUCCAGUAUUACUGUUGAUGAUGAUGAUAAUAAUAAUAAUAAUAAUUCCACCAGUGGGAGCAGUGAGGUUAACAACACCACCCUGGCCUCUUCCUGCACCAACUCUACCGUCGCACAGACACAGUACCUCUCACCGCGCGGGGGGCUGUCCCCGUCGCCUAGCAACAGCUACGACACCUCCCCACUGCCCUCUGCUGUCCGCCACUCCCCCGUGUCACUGGUCACCAUGGCGCAGAACGGUGGGCGGGACAGCCUGGCGGCGACGCCCAAUGGGAAGCUCUCGCCGCCGCGGUACCCGGUGAACAGUGCAGCGGCCGCCAGGGCGUUCGGGUUCGAGGCAACUGAGGAGGAGCUGGAAAUCGAUGACAAGGUGGAGGAGCUCAUGAGGAGAGACGGCAGCAUUGUGAAGGAGGAGAUCAAGUCGUUCCUGGGGAACAGGAGAAUCUCUCAGGCUGUGGUGGCCCAGGUCACAGGAAUCAGUCAGAGCAGGAUCUCUCAUUGGUUGCUUCAACACGGCUCUGACCUCAGUGAACAGAAGAAGAGAGCUUUCUACCACUGGUACCAGCUAGAAAAGACCUCCCCAGGUGCCACUCUAAACAUGCGCCCCGCCCCCAUGGCUAUGGAGGAAAUGGAGUGGAGACAGACCACACCCCAUAUAAGUACCGCCCCAGGAAUCUUCCGGCUACGCAGAGGAAGUCGUUUUACCUGGAGGAAAGAAUGUCUGGCUGUGAUGGAGAGCUACUUCAAUGACAACCAGUACCCUGACGAAGCUAAGAGAGAGGAGAUCUCUAACGCCUGCAACGCUGUCAUCCAGAAACCAGGGAAGAAGCUAUCGGACCUGGAGAGAGUCAGCUCUCUUAAAGUCUACAACUGGUUUGCCAACCGACGCAAGGAGAUCAAGAGACGAGCUAAUAUUGAAGCCACGAUCCUGGAGAGCCAUUGGAUAGACGUCCAGAGUCCUGGAGGACAUUCCAACAGCGACGACAUCGAUGGAGGGGACUACACAGAACAGGCCUGUGACCUGCCCUACUUCGACAAGAGACCCAUGGCCAGGCCCUUUGGCUUCUACAGGCUGGAGCCCACUUCACCCACACAGGACGAUGGUACUGACCACCAGGACCCCAUCUCUCUGGCUGUGGAGAUGGCUGCAGUCAACCAUACCAUCCUGGCUCUGUCCCGGACCGGAGGGGUGCCUAGCAACAUCAAGACAGAGGUCCCGGACGAUGACUGAAGAGGGGGUUACUACUGGACAGUGACUGGGAGGAAGGAGUGGAGAGAGAAGGGUAAAAGCCAAGAGAGGAUAGUGUGUGUGUGUGUGUGUGUGUGUGAGAGAGUGUUUGUGGUUCAAGAAAUGUGAAGAUGACCAAAUGAAGCUAUCAAACUCCAGCUACCCUCCUUCCUCUUGUUCUCAGCCCCUCCACGGUCCCAGUGAACUGUACCCUCCCUCCCCUUGUUCUCAGCUCCUCCACGGUCCCGGUGAACUGUACCCUCCUUCCCCUUGUUCUCAGCCCCUCCACGGUCCCAGUGAACUGUACCCUCCUUCCCCUUGUUCUCAGCUCCUCCACGAUCCCAGUGAACUGUACCCUCCUUCCCCUUGUUCUCAGCCCCUCCACGGUCCCGGUGAACUGUACCCUGUCUUGUCCUCAUCGGAGUGAGAAAGUUGAGUGGAGGAUAAUAAAUGGCUGUUUUUCUCUGGACCUCCACCCCGAUAUGGUGCCACUGGCCCUGGGGACCUGGUCAAACAGUCUUCCCACUCCACCUCUCUGAGCCCAGACCCACAUACCUCAAUCCUACUGUACUGUAUAUAUGGUAUCUGUUCUCAUCAGAGACAUAGAAUAGAAGUCUGUUCUAGAAUAGAAGUGACACCAUUUCUAUGGUUGUCAUACUGUCUCAUCGUGUGCUGCCCUGAACCCAUUUCCUUGUGCAAUGCAUUGGUAGUGCAUCAGUGGCCUCUUACUAACACUGCUGGAAGAGGGGGAGGGAUGUAGUCUAUCACCCUGCCAAAGAACAGUCAGUUGACUACUCAUCUGUGGAUUGGACUGUUCUGAUUGGACUAGACUGUUCCCGACUGUUCAAUGUAUCCUGCAGUCUACAGCUUUCAUUCCUACUGG
Messenger RNA from Oncorhynchus mykiss (rainbow trout), 2532 nucleotides. Its product is annotated as homeobox-containing protein 1. Gene Ontology annotation, biological process: positive regulation of DNA-templated transcription. Gene Ontology annotation, cellular component: nucleus. NCBI's taxonomy places the organism in Eukaryota, Metazoa, Chordata, Actinopteri, Salmoniformes, Salmonidae. The record is from RefSeq and is a predicted model, not a curated record. Gene Ontology annotation, molecular function: double-stranded telomeric DNA binding.